Molecule: messenger RNA, 3231 nt
Organism: Myotis lucifugus (little brown bat)
Lineage: Eukaryota; Metazoa; Chordata; Mammalia; Chiroptera; Vespertilionidae
Gene: SHLD2
Product: family with sequence similarity 35 member A
Exons: 10
Coding region: 298-2787 (829 amino acids)
Biological process (GO): regulation of double-strand break repair via homologous recombination
Cellular component (GO): site of double-strand break; nucleus
Source: RefSeq, a predicted model, not a curated record
UUGGCGGCAGGCCGCGGGUUUUAAGAAACAAUAUGUUUAAAAUAAUAUAGGAACACCUCUGCCUAGUUAAAAACAUACACAUAUUCAAUACAUUCUCAUAUCUCCCUCACAGUUAUGUUUGUAGUGGACUCCAAAAUGGUGGCGGAGUAAGUGGAAGCUACACUGACAUGCUCCCAGGACCAAACUGGAAAUAAAACUAAAAUACAGAAGAACCACUCUGAAAAUCAACUGAGGACCAGCUGAAGAGAACCCUGAUAACCGAGGACGGAAAGCGGAGACCGCAUAGAGACUGAAACCAUGAAUAGAGGCUCUGAAAUCCACAUUUUUUGGGGUGCUCCAAUUGGUCCAUUGAAAAUGAUGGUAUCACAGGAACCAACUUCUUUAAUGUCCACUACUGACCCCUGGAAAAAAGUUCAGCUUUUAUACAAUCAACAUUCUUUACAUCUGAAGGAUGAAAAAUGCAAGAAUAAAAAUGUGGAAGAUUAUCAAAUCCUAGACGCUGCUGCCCCUCCAGAUCUUCUUAAUGGUCAUUGUUUAGGAAGCUCUCUGAGUAGAUCUGUUUCUGUGAACGAUGACUGUAUACACUGUAUUUCCGAAACACAGACUCGAAAAUUCCAGAAGAGUCACCCCUUAGGGAUGAGUGACUUAACCAAAUCUGAUGUCCAAAUAUGUGGAUGUAAAGAACGAGUUCAGCAUUUAACUGAAGAGGAAGAAUAUCAGAAGCUUUUCAGUGAAAAUAAGAAAAUCACAGUUGAACAGCAUAAACAUCAAUCAAAUAUAUGUGGUCAAAAUGUCCAAAAACAUUUCUUUCAGUUAGACCAUGAGUGUGCAACUGCAUGGGAUUUGGUGUGUAAUACUGAGCAGAUUAACACAGGGCCAGGAGCUAUCGGCAUGAGGUGUAUACCAACAGAGCAUCAUGGAAUUCAAAACCAGGGUCUGGAAAAGAGCUCUUUGACCACACGAGAUAAGCCAAGGUCUGCGGGAGCAGUCAGGAAGGUCUCAGACCUUACGGCAUCUACUGAAACGGAAUUCCUCAGUAUAAUGACCUCCAGCCAAUUUGCUUUUUUAGCUCAAAGGAUAAAUAAAGGGGAGAGUUCUAUAAAUAAAGGGACAGUGAACACAGAGGUUGAAGCUGAAACAAGUCCUGGGGAAAUAAAAAUAAUUAAAGAUAAGUUGAUUCAGCCUGAUGAUUUUGUAGGAAGAUAUGAAAGUAGACAAAACCAAGCAUAUUCUCUUGAACUUUUCAGUCCUGUUUUUCCUGAAACAAAAAGUAGCCACAUUCACAUAAAGUCUGAUAAAGGUCUUAAAGAAAAUGUGGAAUCUCAAGAACUUUUCAGUUUUGAAGUUAAACUUCCAUCAAAUGAGAUACGUAUUGAGUCAUGUAGGUCCGGAAUUCUGUGUUCUCAAGCAAAUGCCUUCCACAAAAGUCCUACGAAACGGAAUUGGACCUCUGAAGACAAAUCGGGCCAUCUCAAAGUCCUCCAAGUUUCUAAGAAAACUAAGUUGGUUUCUAAUGCAGGAGGUCCUACUACAGCAAAAGACCAGAGGAGUGUGUCGGAAUUCAAGGGCAUUAAGAAAACAUCAUUAAUAAAAAAUUGUGAUUCCAAAAGUCAGAAGUAUAAUUGUUUAGUCAUGGUGUUAUCUCCAUGUCAUGUGAAAGAAAUAAAUAUAAAAUCUGGACCAAAUUCGGGCUCUAAAGUGCCUUUAGCAACAGUUGUGGUAAUUGACCAGUCAGAAAUUAAGAAGAAGGUUUUUCUGUGGAGGACUGCCGCACUUUGGGCCCUGACAGUGUUCCUUGGAGAUAUAAUUUUACUCACAGAUGUUACUGUUUAUGAAGAUCAUUGGGUUGGUGAGACAGUACUACAAUCAACAUUUACCAGUCAGUUAUUAAAUCUUGGGAGCUAUUCAUCUGUCCAGCCUGAGGAGUAUUCCAGUAUAGUUAGUGAUGUUGUACUUCAGGACUUACUGGCACAUGUAUCUUCAAAGCAUUCCUAUCUCCGAGACCUCCGUCUGAGGCCGCCCCAGGAAGUGAGCAGUGUGGAGUUCGUGGCUCUGGAGCAGCUCCAGCCCGGUGUGCUAGUCCAUGCGCUGCUCAGAGUGGUGGAUGUCACUGUACUGACAGAGGCGGUAUAUAGUUAUAGAGGACAGAAGCAAAGUAAAGUUCUGUUAACAGUGGAACAGGCCCAAGGUCAACAUUAUGUGCUUAUAUUAUGGGGUUGUGGAGCAGCCUGGUACCCUCAACUUCAAAGGAAAAAAGGAGUGAUUCUAGUCAAAGUCCAGAUUUUAGAGCUAGUGUUUCAUGCUACAACAGCCCAGCAAAUAGUUAUAAAUGCUCACAGUUCUCUGAAGAGCAUUUUCUCUUCUCUUCCCAACAUCACGUAUACUGGCUGUGCAAAGUGUGGAUUGGAACUAGAAACAGAUGAGAACAAGAUCUACAAACAGUGUUUUAGCUGUUUGCCAUGUACUACAAAGAAAAUAUACUACAGGCCAGCUUUAAUGACCAUAGCUGAUGGACUAUCUAAGGUCUGCGUUCAUGUAGGAUCAAAGGUGAUGGAGAAGAUUCUUCUCAACAUUUCUCCUGACUGGCUCAGCAGAGUUAUAGCCCCGCCCUCGGAGGUCACCUAUGGCUUGGUUGCAGCAGACGUGCUCCACUCCUUGUUGGCAGCCUGCGGAGCACCUUGCGUCCUGAAGGUGCAGAGCCUCUUCGUGUUGGAGGAAAACAGCUACCCGCUGCAACAGGACCUCUCCUUGCUGGACUUCUCGCCUGCCUGGGGAGCAUGCUCCUAGCCCUCCCUGAGGCCAGUGGAGACCAUGGCACUUCAAGGAGAUCACAGAAAAGGAUUUGUUUCCAGCCCAAUGAAUGACAGGGCUUUUGCUUGGGGUUUUUAAAUACACAGGUGUAGGCAAAAGUAGGUUUAUAGUUGUUCAUAUGGAAAAUAAUACAAUAAUUAACAAAUCCUAUAUAAUAAAACUAUUUCCUGGGGGGGUCGGGCCUAAGCUGGCAGGUGGACUUCCCCUGAGGGGUCCCAGACUGUGAGAGGAUGCAGGUCAGCCUGAGGGACCUCUCCAAGUGCACGAAUUUUGUGCACCGGGCCUCUAGUAAUAUAAGAACACACUUUCACAUGCAACUGUAACCCUAUUUUUGCUCACCCUUGUAUUUUAUAAAGAGCUAAAUAAAGAUAUUUAAUAAAGAGCUAAAUAUGUAAAAUAAAACAUUUUUUUCUAAGAAAA